AUGGUCACGACGCAUGAGAACGGAGCGUGUAUACCGCCUGACCCUCAGUCGUCUCGUGCGCAAGGCGAGCAGGAUGCCUCUCAGGCCAACAAGCUGUCCAAACUGCAUCUCUGCACCGCCACCGAGAUCCGCGAGCUGGUUUACAAAGAGCGGGUCACCGUCCAAGAGUAUGCCCAGGCACUCAUUGGGAGAUUCAACCAGCGGAACCACGAGGUGAAGGCUUGGGCUCACUAUGACAAGAAUACUAUUCUAGCCGAGGCGAAGAGGUUGGAUGACCUGCCUCCAGCUGCGAGGGGGCCGUUGCACGGCGUUGCGGUAGGGAUAAAGGAUGUUUUGCUAACAAAAGACAUGCCAACGCGAUACAAUUCUCGCAUCAACGAGGAUGACGGCAAUGCAGCAGCAGACGCUGACGCUGUCGCCAUUCUCCGCACUGCGGGAGCCCUCAUUCUCGGCAAGACGGCCACGACCGAGUUUGCGGCCAAGGUCGAGGGGGGCUCGUGCUGCAACCCGCGCUCGCUGCAGCACACACCCGGGGGCUCGAGUUCGGGCUCCGCCGCCGCCGUGGGCGACAAUCAGGUUCCCAUUGCACUUGGGACCCAGACCGGGGGCAGCAUCAUCCGGCCGGGAGCGUUUAAUGGGUUGUAUGCGUUCAAACCUACGUGGGGACUGGUAUCUACCGAGGGCGUCGGUCGAUUCUCCACUACCUGUGAUACAGUCGGGUUCUUUGCCCGCACUCUCGACGACCUCGCCUUGCUUGCCAAGGUAUACCGGCUCGACUUUGACUACAGCCAGCCGCCGGAGCCAUUCAGCAUCCAAGGAGCGAGCAUUGCGUUUGUCAAGACGUCUGUCUGGGAUCAGGCCGGGUCGGGGACGAGGAAGGCUUGGGAAAAGGCCCGGUCGCUGCUUGCUGAUGCAGGCGCUGUGAUUCAAGAUUUCGAUCUUCCUGAGCCCUUUCAGAAGUGUCGCGAGUGGCGGGAGACUAUCGUUGCCGGAGAAGCUCGGUCGGCGUUUCUAUCUAAGUUUGUUGAGUCUCAGCCCAAAUUGCACGCCUCGCUACAGGCACUCGUGCAGAAUAAGCACGAUCCAAGCCGAAGGGACAUGCUGGAGGCGUAUGACGGCGUGGCCCGACUACGGCCGCAGUGGGACGAGAUUGCUCGCCGGUACGAUGUCGUCGUCACGCCCAGUACGGUUGAUGACGCACCCAAGGGGCUCUGGGACACUGGAAGCGCGGUGUUCAACGUCGUGUGGACCAUUCUCCAUGCUCCCACGCUCAAUGUCCCGGGGUUCUUCGGAGAGCACGGCCUCCCGAUCGGGCUGACCGUUGUCGGCCCUCGCUACGGCGACAUGCAGCUGCUCCUAGCUGGCAAAACAAUCGGCGAGCUGUUUGAGCGGAAGGGAGGUAUCUAG
Molecule: messenger RNA, 1407 nt
Organism: Hirsutella rhossiliensis
Lineage: Eukaryota; Fungi; Ascomycota; Sordariomycetes; Hypocreales; Ophiocordycipitaceae
Product: amidase domain-containing protein
Exons: 5
Coding region: 1-1407 (468 amino acids)
Molecular function (GO): catalytic activity
Source: RefSeq, a predicted model, not a curated record